Messenger RNA from Hyalella azteca, 567 nucleotides. Its product is annotated as acetylcholine receptor subunit beta-like 1. Gene Ontology annotation, molecular function: extracellular ligand-gated monoatomic ion channel activity. Gene Ontology annotation, cellular component: membrane. NCBI's taxonomy places the organism in Eukaryota, Metazoa, Arthropoda, Malacostraca, Amphipoda, Hyalellidae. The annotation marks the transcript as partial. Gene Ontology annotation, biological process: monoatomic ion transport. The transcript is spliced from 3 exons. The record is from RefSeq and is a predicted model, not a curated record.
CUAUCGGAGGGCGGUAGCCUCACUCCGACAAUCUCUAAAUUGAGCAUUUCUUAUUGUAUUUAUUUUAUCGUAAUGUGGUUUGUCAAUAACAAAACGUAUAGUAGUCGUUAGUCAUGUACAGUCUGAGCACUCAGAUACAGCAGAGACAAUCUUGUGAAGUACCCGUUUAGUUCUUUUAUUAACAAAUGUAAAUGAUGUUGAGUAUUAGCAGAAAAACCGCGCAUUGUUACUUGGAGGCCAUGAUUUUGUAGUGGAGGCAUUGUUAAGCAUUUAUAAAGCCUUCAACUCGGCCAAGCCUUGCAGAAGGAAACACAAGUCAAGAUGGCGGCCGGGACAUCUAUUCUUUUGACGAGCUGCCUGCUUCUCUUCAGCGUCUCGAAAACUGUGUGCGGCAGUGAGGACGAGGAGAGGCUGGUCCGGGAUUUGUUCCGCGGAUACAACAAACUCAUCCGCCCCGUCGAGAACAUGACGCACAGAGUGGAUGUGGCCUUCGGGCUCGCCUUCAUCCAGCUCAUCAAUGUUAACGAAAAAAAUCAGAUCAUGAAAUCGAACGUUUGGUUGAGACUG